GGCCAAUUCCUGGAGUGACAGUAGAGUCGAGUCAGCUAACGUCGUUAGCCAGGACGUUGUUAAACGCUUAGGGCUGAGUACAAGUCGACAUCCAAUGCCCUAUAUGUUGCAUUGGCUUAACGACUACGGCACAAUUAAGGUUCAACGAAAAGCGCUCGUCAAAUUCAAAAUCGGCAAGUACAGGGACGAGGUGUUGUUUAACGUCGCCCCAAUGCAAGCUACCCAUCACCUUCUAGGCCGACCGUGGCAGUUCGAUAGAGGGGUCUGUCAUUAUGGUGGUACGAAUUGCUACAGAGUUCAACAUGGCGGGAUGAAAUUUCUGCUACAGCCCUUGUCGUCGGUAGAGGUUCGCGAAGAUCAAUGACAAAUGGAAGCUGGUCGACGACGGCUAAGAGAGGAAUCCAGCGGAGCCAAGGUCUCGGAGUCUCGAAAUGUCAACUUGGUCGUCCGAAGGUUCAUGCUAAAUGGUAUCACAAACCGAUAACACCUCGCUGUCGGCGACCCUGUCAUUUGGCUUCGAAACAGGGGAGGAGAGAAGGAGAAUAUGGUAGAGGCCCCCGGGUCAAUUCGAAACUCGGCAAAGGUAUGGACACACUCUAUGAGGCUCAGGAAUGCUUACCCACAGGUUGGAUUGGUUCAAAAUCCCCCAAAUUGCGGGAUCCUACUCGAGCCCCAUCACCUCUGCCAACACUCCAACGUGGGCAAAUUCCAAGCAAAUGGGUUUGAGCAACUGGGACCACGACAACGCCAAUUGACAUCACAGGUCGAUUGGAACUUGCUACCCGAAGCUGUAACCAACUUCAAUUGCACGAUCGGGUCCCUAGCGCUGAAACACCCAAAUCGAAUUCAUCCAACCAGGAGGAAGAACUUUUGAAAUUUGAACAUGGCGGGAAACGAAGGUCUCGCAACUCGGGGAAUAUGAUCACUUGUCGAGCACUCCAACCUCUCUAGAAAUGUAAUUCGAUGUAUGACGAAGGGCGAGGGAUUGACGAAUCUUGCUGGGGAUGCUUUGAUUCAAAAGCCCCAUUGGCGAUCAUGAAGAACAAUGUUGACUCAAGCUGCCAGAAAAAGGAUUUCGCACAGGCUACUUUCGAUCCAAUUUGGAGCUCGUUUUGUGAGCAAUUCGAGAGAAGGAAGGCCAAAGUGUUGAGGCCAACACUUUUCAAGAGAUGGGGCCUGAUAUGACCCCAAUUGGACCUUUGGAGAAGCUACAACGAAUUGAAACAAAAGUUGCUUCGAUCCAAGAACGAGACCAUCAAAAUUGGAUAAGUCCUUUACUCGUCUCAGGUAGGGUACUUUGCAAGUCUGGUCGACACGCGAGGAUUGAUGAAAAUGGGAGCUUGGAGGUUUGUUUUGAAGUUGAAGUGUCGGACUAUGCAAUGGUACAGUUGGGAGCUCAGUUUCAAUUCCAGUAGACCAUUUUAAAGACGUUCUAAAACGGUAUGGUAAAACUGGAAAUCUGUCAGGAAAUUACUAAGGCAAAAGGCAUGUCUGAGCUAGCUACUUUGAGGGUUAAUUUGGAAGAGGUUGUUGUGAACCACGUUACGCGAAUGGUUCCACAUCAAAGUACAGGUUUCAGGCUACAACGACAAGGAAAUUGUUGAUCAGUUUGGGACUUGGAAGAGCUCGUACGAAGAAUCCAAAGAUCGUACUAAGGCCGCUGAAUUCUGACUUUGGAAGCUGUAAUUCGAGUCCUUGUUGGAGUAGGACUUUUAGCUGUUUUGGAUUUUUGUUCUUUCCUUGUUAGUUUGAGUUUCUAUUUAAGUGUAGGACGUUUAUUUCUUGUCGGCUAAGUAGCUAGAGUCUAUUUAAGCAUUGUUUACAUUAUAAUUCAAUUCACGUUUUAUGAAAAGAACACCUUUGUUCAUUGAGUUUGUCUCAUAAAUCUGUCCUUGGUUUGAUUGGAUUGAAUCCAUCAAUCGAGCAAGCUCAACAUCAAUUGAGUAGCCACCUCAAUUGUGGACGAGUUGUGACCAUUGUCGAUCGAGCCUCUUCCCCAGUUUUGGACGAGAAGUUGCACGAAGACAUCCAUCCCGUUUCCCCCUGUUCUUCGCGUGGAGAGCUGCCUUUUCAGCAACUUUUCGUGUAAUUGAUCCAUCCUUAGCGCCUAUGUUCAAGGUUGGGCCUCAUCAAGUGGUAAUCAUAGCCCGGUUCUACUAUGCGGCGUUCACAACGUCGUCAACAGAAGGUGGCGCUGGUACGGCAAGGUGGACCAAGUCGAAGGGUCCAGUAGAUUGUGACCUUACUGCUGUUCUGCUAACGAAACAAAGGAAGAAGAAGAAGGCUGGGAUUGACAAGAACCUGCCAUGGCGAAGCAGGCCGGUCUCGCAGAGCUGCUGCAGACGAUUCUCGCGCAACAGAACGCUGCAAUUCAAACCCAGUUCGACAACCUAAAUCAACAAUUGGCUGAACUAAGAACGACGGUGAAUGUAUAAAUACCCCCCCUCCUCAUUUUUUCACACCACAACCCAUUCUUCACCCUCUCUCUAAAAUUAUCUCUUUAUCCCCUCCCCUCCCAAAAGCCUAGGAAAUAUUGGUCUGUUGGUUGCGGCAAAGUCCGAUCUGCCAUAAGAAAACAUUUCUUUGAUUUUUCGUUCAAAACCCGCCGAAUCUCUUUCCGACUUUCGCGAAAAAAUGGACGAGUGGUUCCAAGGAGAGGGAGUUUAUAAUGAUGAAUUUCAAGCGGUACGUACUCAUUAUUCUGGUCAAUUUUUGUUGGUGUUAUAAGCUUUUUAAUUAAUCUAUGUACUAACCUUGUUGUUAUUCUCUCGUAGGUUGGGGACGACAUGGAUAUAUACAACCAACGGUAUUAUUUAGAUCAAGGACCUAUUGAUCCAACUGACUUGUACGACCAACCCAAUCAUCGUUCAAGGGAUGUUUGGAACGAUCACGAAGUACAUACAAUUCUUCGUCAUUUGUCUUUCUUUUAUUUUGCUAAUGUACUUAGUGGAAUAUAAAAUAAAUUUGAUCAUUUGUAAUCAUAUUUGUUGUUUUCAAUAAUUUAAUCGAAAACAUAGCGCCACUUACUUUGACUCUUUAUAAAGAGAUGCACGUGUAAGGAAAUUGGAUUUUAAGCGAUUAUCAUGAUCCUCCCAUUCCCUGGGAAAAUUGGGUAUUAAGAGACCCUCGGAUCCCCCCUUUUCUGUUAAAAAGGCUGCAUUUCUAAGAAGAUGUAUACCUCUUCUAAGAGUCUAAAGAGUGUUGCAUUGUAUUCAAUUAAAUUAUUUAAAACACCCAAUACGAUUAAAUUAUUUACCAAACAACCAAUACGAUUUAUGUUUAUGUGUACAAAAUGAAUUUUAUUAAUUUCAAAUGUUUGAAUAUGUAUGUAUCUCUUUAAAUUAUUAUUCAAUUAGAAUGUUAUUUAUGUUAAUUAAUUGAGUAUGUUUGUUUUAUGAUAAUAUGUAUAUAUCUUGGAAAAAACCAUCAAUUAUUUAAAUUUGAUUGUUAAUAAUAUAAUUAUAAUAAAAUUCUGGUCAAAGUUAAAUCAUUUAUUUUAAUUAAUUUAGUUAUAAGAAAAAACUGUUACUAAUAUAUCAUAAAUAACGUGGAAAUUUUCGCUAGAAAGCACAACAAAUACUCCGCUACAGGGGCACGACCAAUGUGCUCCCAUGGAACCCAGUUAUCUUGCCAUUUCUUAAAAGGGCACGUUUGGAGUCGAUUACGCAUUUUGUAGCCAUAAAAUUCGAUCGUCAACUCAUCACCGCAUUGGUGGAGAGAUGGAGAAAGGAGACACAUUGUUUCAACUUUGGCGAAGGAGAGUGAACCAUCACGCUAAAGGACGUCGCCAUCCUAACCCAUCUGCCCAUCGACAACAAAGCGGUGUGUGUGAUUGAUCAUCCCCCGAGGAUCGUGACGGUAUGACCGGUUGGCAGCAUUUCAUCCACAGUGUUUUGGGGGUGAAAGUACAAAUCAAAGGGAGCGUUGAUGUGACGGAUGUUUGACCGUCUCCAGAAUGACCUCCAACGCCUACGACCGCCUCGGUGUAAACGAACAUCUCGGCUUUGGAAAGAUUGUUCCACCGUCUCCAGAAUGACUGUCUCCAGCAUUUCAUCCACCAUGAAUACCAGAUGUUUGACAGUCUCCAGAAUGACCUCCAACGCCUACGACCGCCUCGGUGUAAACGAACAUCUCGGUUUUGGAAAGAUUGUUGGAACUCAAGAAUUCGAGCAUGGAAUCUACUUCAUCCUGAGUGGUUAUGAGAUAUUCCUCGCGCCACAACGACCCGCCUUCUCUAUUUGGAUAUCGGUACACCAUACGAUCAACUCUUCUCGUGCCAUCCAUGCAAGUAACAUUAGUACACAUUUGAUAGAGGUCUUCAAGCAUCAGUCUGGUAGCGACCUUUAUUUUCUGAAAAUUGCCACCGACGUAGGUGACCCCCUUUCCGGUCUCUUCCGUGAACCAUUCCACCGUAACUCAAGCGUGAACUUUUGGAAUGGCAUCUACAAAAAAACUGUAGUUCAGUUAAUAUCAUAAAAAUCACAAAUCACAAUAAAAAAUAAUACAAAAUAAACUUACGAGUUAACGUUAACCGCAAAAACACUAAAGAAGUAGGGAGCUACAAAAGAAAAUUGAAAAGGGAGAAGGAGAGGUGUGAAGAGAAGAGGUUCCUCGGGGCUGUCUUUUAUAGGCAAAAUCAUCAAUGAAAACCACAUGGGGAGGGUGCCAUUUUCAUCUGCCAUGCAGCCCCACGUCUGUCAACCUGCAUGGCAACAUGUUUGAUGUCGGAAAAAUGGGGACGACACACAAACCGCAUGGGGGUGGGGGUUGAGGUUUGUGUGGGCAAAACCGCAUGUUGAGGGUGCAGUUUGUUUUGGAGAAACAAAACCGCAUCCCCAACGUGCGAUUUUGCUAGGUCUGAGCAAGAACCGUACAUGGGCCAUGCGGUUCUGUAAGGUCAGACACGAAACCGCAUGGCCAAGAUGCGGUUUUGGCCCAGAACCUUAAACCGCACCUUGGGCGUGCGGUUCAUAUUCAAACCGCACCUUGGAGGUGCGGUUUAAAAAGAAGGGUUCUAUUUUUGUAAUUUCUAUGGGCUGGGUGCUAUUUUUGUAAUUUUUUUUAAAAAAGUGCUAUUUAUGGAAAAAACCCUAACUUGAACAAUAUAGGUAUUUUCUUAUCUAAGAAUUAUUUCAUUAUUUAAUUUUUUUUUAUUUUUAUUUUACUUUAUUUUUUUAAGAGGACACCUCUAUGUAAAAUUUUUGGGUCCGCCAUUGAUUAUACUCCCUUUAUUUGUGCACAGAAUCGAGUUUGAGAUCCCAACUCUGAUUCCUGGUGAAAUCCCUAAAAAAAAUGCCAAAUUGAGUUAGGGAUCCCAACUCUUCCUCCCGGAGAAAUCCCUUGAAGCAGCUCAGCACUCAAGAACCGGAUGAAUUCUCGACGAAAGCUUCAACGGAAGCAUCCUUUGUCAUUAAUUGCGGUAUGGCGUUGAAUUGAAAAGAUUCUAUAAUUUGACUAUGCUUCUGAUGGCAUUUGCGAAUCCAAUGAUUUUGACCUAUGAUGCAACCUCCUCCUCCAUCGAACGAAUGCCUAUUUAAACCUCAGUAUCAAUAGUUUUAGAAUCAAACUUUGAAUUCGAAUUUCCUGCAAGUGACUCGGUAUCCAAACUUGGUUGAGCAAUUGACCACUAGGACAAUGCUUGUUCUCCUCAGCCAGAAACCAAUAUCCUCUCCUCCAGAUUGAAUUGAAUAACGCCAAGACUUGAUUUGUUGCAGUGGGAAACAAGCAAAUAUGUUGUCUUAUUGGGUGGAGGUGAGGCUGUUAUCGAAGGGUUGAAAGAUCGUUAGAGGAUUCCUGGCCGAAAGGACCCUGUGCUGUCAAUAAGGUUCUCACCUACCCAAAUUUUCUCUUAUUAAGUCACUCAUUGGUCAACUAGAUAUUGUCUUACUUAUGCAGGUUGCUGACUGGGGAAAUGGUCAAGGAUUCGAACAAUAGAAUUCACAUGUUUCAAUUUGAUUUCAAGUUGGAGAAAAUUACAUAUGCAGGCUGCUAACUGUUGAACUGUUAUUUGAAGCAAUCAACUUGAUCAAGUUAGUCCAAGUUGUAUUAUGCUUUCUUACAUUGUCUUUCAAACUCUGCUUAUCGGCUUAUUGUGGUGCUUUAUUUGGUAGGUCGCUCGGUCAUUUGCCUGAAUUUAUUUGGAUUUGAGAGCUGUGACUCAUAUAUAGUUGGAGGAAAAAGUUUCCAAUGAAUUCGAUAUGGAAAUCUGAUGACAGACUCCCUCAGAAAAUCAUUAUAAUAAACUGGUCUUUUUUAUAAUGCUUAUAACCAACUUCAGUAGUGUUUUGUGUCUCCAAAUCCAUACACGGAUUGAUCUAAUGUUUGCCUUGAGUAAGCUCACCAUUUAUGGUGGAUUAUGUCAUUCACAAUUAGUUCUUACUGACUUGCUUUUUUUUCUUUCUAGAAGGGGAAUACAAAAACAAACAGCCUAUACUACAAGUAGGAAGAGGGAAAACCAUUCCCUGGAGCACUGCUAUGCAUAUGCAAGAUCAUUACAAAUUAUAUGAAAAGAAGAAUUGGAACCAGGAGCAAGGAUCAUAGAUAGACAGACUAAGGAUGAACUGCACAAGGAAAACUACAGCAUCCCAAACCACAAGCACAUGUUCGGACCAUUCUUAUGUAUGUUGACUGAACUCUCUUCCUGUUACUUUUGCUUUUACUGCCUUGAUGUUCAUCAAUAAGCAUUUUCACUAACUUCUCAUGGCACCUUUUAUAGCCUUCUCCCAUCAAUAAGCAUUCCCACUAAGUUCCCAUGAAUUAUGAACUACCUCUGCGUGUUGCUAAAUCCACCGAUUCCACAUCGAGUCGAGAAAAGCAUAAAUCAGUUUAUUGACACAUGCCUUUAAUUUUACCCCAAUUCUCCUCCUGCUGGAUGAAAGUAUAGUAUUGAUGCUUUCUUCCCCUUUGUUCUAUAUAUUGUUCUUCUACUGUUGUGAGCUUAGUAUUCACAUAUUGUCUCUUUCAUUGCUAAAUAAUGAAAGGAUAACAUCAUAUUGUUUAAGGUAUAUCUUAUAUACAUAUUACAAGUUGAUUAUGUACGUUGUUGCUAGAGUUUUUAAAAGGACAGAAUAUAGGGCUAGGUAAAGAAUAGUUGGUGGAUUGAUCAGAAGGCAAUCUAAUAUUGUUAUCUUCCUAUCAAUCAUAAAAUGCUUUGUUAUUGGUUUCCUCCUAAGUUUGUUAAUUAAUGUUCAUAUAUAACAAAUUUCUUAAAAUUCGCAAUUGCAGGUCUUCUUUUAGUUGUGUUGCAGGGAGUUCCCUUUGCCAAGAGUUGUCCCGCAACAAAUCGUUAUUUUAUUUUAGAAGUCAGAGUGUUAACAUCUCAGUCAAAUGUUGCUUCGUUAGAACUUCGGUACUGUAGACAUAUAUAUAGGGUCACGGAUCUUUUCUUGCUGUAAGUUUGAAGUUCAGCGGUAAUGGUAUCUUGGGAAGCUUUGUUUUGAUGAUGCAUUAUUCUUGAAUUCUCAUCUCCUGUCCAACCAUUGGUUUAGUAAUUAUGACUAACUUGUUCCUCAAUCAAGCCACAACCAAUGACAGACAAAUUUCUGGGAUCAUUGAUUUUACUUGCUGUAAGUUUGAAGUUCAGUGGAGAUGGUUUCAUGGGAAGCUUUGUUUUGAUAGUGCAUUGCUCUUGAUUCUUGGUAAUUACGACUAACUUCUUCCUCAAUCAAGCCACAACUAAUGACAUAGAAGAUGUGAUGCAUUUGUAUGUUACAAAAUUAAGGAUUUUGUUGUCUGGGAAGCGAAAUAUAUAUUUGUUGGGACGCUCGAAUGAUGGAUGAUAAAAAGCCGUUCGCGCGGAUGCUUCCCCCUAAGGCGGAACUCUCAAACAACAAAAUAUACAUGAGUUACAAAAGAAGGAUACAAUUCAUACCAAAAUGUAAAAUAUAUGUUGGACAAUUCAGUUAUCCCGCGACUGAGUGCGAGCCAUAAAACUAGUUUAGUUAAAUAAUAAAUCUCAUUUUACAAUGGAUUUUGACUUAUUGAUGAUGUCGAUAGUUCAAUAUUUCCUUUUAAAGAAAAGGUAAAUAUUUUCUAUUGAAGUUCAGUCGAAAAUAAUGCUCAUCAAAAUCAUGGUUGUCAAAGAUAUGAUAUAUCGUCCAUCACAACUGGAUUCAACCGGUAUUAGACACAAUCAGCAAGAAGACAACCGAUAUGAAGAGGUAGUCAAAACCAGUAAAUAGACCGUCAAAGUCGAUAAAAAUAUUAAAAAACUAGUGGUAUGGUUGGAAUGAUCAAAUUUCGGCCCCUACACAAAAUGAUGUUUUUAUGGACUUUAAUAACCAAAAAAAGGAAUUAGUUGGAUUUAAAUAUGAACAUUUAGAUAAUAUUUUCCGGAUUCAAUUAUAAACUCCUGGAUGAUUAUGUUAACUGUUGCAUUUACACAUGAUGAUUUAUCAUUUUGUUUGGACAGAGAUUAUAGAGUGAUUGUUUUAAGUCGGUAUAAACUAACAUAUAAACAGGUUGUGUCACGAUCUAACCAUACCACUUUCAAAACCGACUUAAUAGUUUAAACCCGUUUGAUAAUAUCUAAACCCAUUACCUCGUUGGGCAAUAGAAAAAUGAAUUCAUAGUUUCGUACUAAAGCCACUAGUUUAGGAAACCCGUAGUUAAGUUGCCAUUUUGGAUAUACUUCUGAGUUCUGAUGCCUAUUACUCACGCCUGAUUCUCAGUAAAAUAUCUCUUUGAUA
Messenger RNA from Linum trigynum, 8687 nucleotides. NCBI's taxonomy places the organism in Eukaryota, Viridiplantae, Streptophyta, Magnoliopsida, Malpighiales, Linaceae. The record is from the annotation of a GenBank genome assembly.